AACACCAGGACGAUCUUCCCAAAGUCACCAUCACCGCAUACAUUUCUUCAUCUCAUCUUCCUUCGCCUCUCUCUCUCUCUCUCUCUCUCUCUCUCUCUCUCUCUCUCUCUCUACACACACACACAGGAAGCCAAGAUGAACAAUCUUUUGACGGAUUCUUUUGAAAUGGACGCGAAGCCCCCAAAGGAGAGGGACAUCGAGAUGGGGCGCCAGAACUCCAAGGACAAAUCAGAUUAUGGACUCGAAGACUUCUUCAAAGAGGUCAAAGAAAUCGAGAUGCUGCUGGACAAGAUGUCUAAUAUAGUUCAGAAACUUCAGGAAGCUAAUGAGGAGUCAAAAUCAGUCACUAAGGCCUCUGCAAUGAAAGCAAUCAAGGGACGCAUGGAGAAAGACAUCGAUGAAGUGGGGAAGAUCGCACGAAGCAUAAAAGUGAAGCUAGAGCGAAUGGACAGAAAUAAUCUUGCUAACAGGAAGAAGCCAGGUUGUGGGAAGGGCACAAGUGUAGAUCGAUCGAGGAUGUCGAUGACCAUUGCACUGAAGAAGAGGCUUAAAGAAAGAAUGAACGAUUUCCAGAAUUUGAGGCAAACUAUCCAGCAAGAGUAUCGAGAAGUCGUUGAGAGAAGGUUCUUCACAGUCACUGGAACAAAGCCUUCUGAUGAGGUGAUUGAUAACCUGAUUGAGACCGGAAGCAGCGAGCAGAUCUUCGAGAAAGCAAUUCAAGGAAUCGGUCGAGGGCAGAUUAUGGCCACGGUUGAAGAAAUUCAGGAACGGCAUGAUGUAGUGGUGGAUAUUGAAAAAAAGCUUCUAGAAUUACAACAGAUUUUUGCAGACAUGGCAGCGCUUGUCGAUGCACAAGGAGAGAUAUUGGACAACAUAGAGAGCCAGGUUCAGAAUGCUGUAAACCACGUGCAAACUGGGACCGAAGCGUUGCGCAGCGCCAAGAGCCUUCAGAAGAAGUCGAGGAAGUGCAUGAUGAUCGCAAUUAUCAUGCUUCUCAUCAUCGCGGUGAUCAUCGUGCUAUCAGUUUUAAAGCCUUGGGCUAAGUAGGAAAAAAAUUCCCUUUGUGGGACGCAUGUUGCAAACAUGCUUUAUCCACUUAAUAAUUGAUAUACUUGCAGUGAGCCUUUCUGAUGUACUCCUACUACUUAGCUGAGGGUGCUUUAAUCAUUUAUUUAUGUACUUAGUUACAGUGAUACUUAUGGCUAAGUUGCGAUUUGGCAUGCGACAGUUUUUAAUUCUAUAUAAGGCGGAACCAAGAAACAGUUGCUUAGAGCUCUA
Messenger RNA from Aegilops tauschii subsp. strangulata, 1278 nucleotides. Its product is annotated as syntaxin-132. The record is from RefSeq and is a predicted model, not a curated record. Gene Ontology annotation, molecular function: SNARE binding; SNAP receptor activity. Gene Ontology annotation, cellular component: plasma membrane; SNARE complex; endomembrane system. NCBI's taxonomy places the organism in Eukaryota, Viridiplantae, Streptophyta, Magnoliopsida, Poales, Poaceae. Gene Ontology annotation, biological process: exocytosis; vesicle fusion; intracellular protein transport.